CGGGCGCACGGCGCAAUGGGCGGCGCGGAGGCGGAGCCGUGGGGGCUUCCUGGGCCCGCUGUCUGCCGCCGGCGGGCAGGCGACUCCUGUCCCGACUGGAGGCGGCGGAGCCGGAGCCGAGGGGGCAGCGUGUCUGACGGACCGCGGCGGCGCCCGCAGCUCCUCACCGCAUCACCCCCACUACAGGCCCGAGGAGCUUUCCGGAGCUUCCCACACUUCUGGGGAGAAGACUUCUUAGCCAGCUUGAUGUUUAAAAUUCAGCUGGAGCCCUUAAAACUUCGAGCGUGGACGCUGAAUGGGUUUGUAAAGUUUCGAAACAAGGAGACCAGUGCCGGUCCAGUGGCUGUGAUGGGCAAGGAUUAUUACAAGAUUCUUGGGAUCCCAUCGGGAGCCAAUGAGGAUGAGAUCAAGAAAGCCUAUCGGAAGAUGGCCUUGAAGUACCACCCAGACAAGAACAAAGAACCCAACGCGGAGGAGAAGUUUAAGGAGAUUGCAGAGGCCUAUGAUGUGCUGAGUGACCCUAAGAAACGGGGCCUCUAUGACCAGUAUGGGGAGGAAGGCCUGAAGACUGGCGGUGGUUCGUCAGGUGGCUCCAGUGGCUCCUUUCACUACACCUUUCAUGGGGACCCUCAUGCCACCUUCGCCUCCUUCUUUGGUGGCUCCAACCCCUUCGAUAUCUUCUUUGCCAGCAGCCGCUCCACUCGACCCUUCAGUAGUUUUGACCCAGAUGACAUGGAUGUGGAUGAAGAUGAGGACCCAUUUGGUGCCUUUGGCCGCUUUGGUUUCAAUGGGCUAAGUAGGGGUCCAAGGCGAGCCCCAGAACCACUGUACCCUCGGCGCAAGGUGCAGGACCCACCUGUGGUGCAUGAGCUGCGGGUGUCCCUGGAGGAGAUCUACCACGGCUCCACCAAACGCAUGAAGAUCACAAGGCGGCGCCUCAAUCCUGAUGGGCGAACUGUGCGCACCGAGGACAAGAUCCUGCAUAUUGUCAUCAAGCGUGGCUGGAAGGAAGGCACCAAGAUCACUUUCCCCAAAGAGGGCGAUGCCACACCUGACAACAUCCCUGCUGACAUUGUCUUCGUGCUCAAAGACAAGCCCCACGCACACUUCCGCCGAGAUGGCACCAACGUGCUCUACAGUGCCCUGAUCAGCCUCAAGGAGGCGCUGUGUGGCUGCACCGUGAACAUUCCCACCAUUGAUGGUCGAGUGAUCCCUUUGCCCUGCAAUGAUGUCAUCAAGCCAGGCACCGUGAAGAGACUCCGAGGGGAGGGCCUUCCUUUCCCCAAAGUGCCCACCCAACGGGGAGACCUCAUUGUCGAGUUCAAAGUUCGCUUCCCAGACAGAUUAACGCCACAGACACGACAGAUCCUUAAGCAGCACCUACCCUGUUCCUAGGCUCUGCCCCAGCCAGCCCAGAGUCUACCACAGCAAUACCCCCCACAGUCACCCCACCCAGUGUGCACCCAGUUUGAUGUCCACUGGACACUGGCAACUUUUUCUAAAAUGCAAAAAAGCCACUAGUUUUCAGGAAAAUGUUCCUGUCCCUGACCCCUUUCAGAGCUGGGCUGCCUUGGGGGAGUGGGAGGGAGGUGGGGAGAGCUAGCCCAGGCCAGGGGUCAAUUUUCAUGUCACUAGCUUCGAAUCCAGUUCCCACUCCACUGACUGGAGAGUGAGCUGAGUGCUACUUGGAGCCAGAGAGCUUCCUUGUCCUUGCUUGUAAAUAGCAUGUCCUCCUUCCCCUCAGCUUGGCUAAUACCUCUCCUCUCCCUUCCCUUUGGCUUCCUCCUGUUGGGGGAGGAAGAGGAUAGAAAGGACACUGCUUUCCCACCCUAGCCUCACCCCUACAGCCACAGUGUCCAAGGUUAUCACACACAUGUUCAUGCACACAAAGCAUUCACCCAGAGCUGUCUGUGCCUCUCCAGGGUUGAGACAGGAACGAAUGGUCCAUAACCCAUGAACCAGGCCAUUGAGCACGAGACACUUUUCAUGUGGGGCAGGGAAGCGAGCGGGACCCUGAGCAGCCUCCUCGACAGCUCCCCUGCCAGACCUGCAGAGCUGGAAGUUCUGUCCUCCAUGCUGCUCUUAGGAAUGUGCGAGGGUGCAGGAGAGGGAAGGGGGCCUGCUGUAUUAAAGCUCAGAGGUGGGGGGCAGGGUCCAUCUCCUAGCCUUCAUCAGGAAGGGAAAAGGCUUUGGGGUCAGGUGGCAGCUAUUCCCCACCAAGAGAUUCAGGGUCACAGGUUUCUCCCCACACCUCUGAACUCAGGGCCUAGCCACCCCCAAACUUCAAAUCCCAUUUUUGUGAUAUGUGAAGCUACUUAUUUCUUACCCUUCAUGGAGGCUGUGUGGGGACUUUCCAGCCCUUUGAUGCCUGUGUGACCCCACCCCGCUCCCACAGUUAUAUAAAAGUCAAAUAGUGAAGGAGCUAGGGGAAGACUGCUUCAGCCAGGUUCUGGGGUGGGGUCUUGAGGUUUUCUCACUUUGACAAGCCCCUGAAUGUUUUUAUAGUAGUUUUUUUUGUAUUUUUUUGUAAUGACAGUAUUAUGGAAAAAAAUAAAGUAUUUUAAAAAUACA
Messenger RNA from Equus caballus (horse), 2571 nucleotides. It is a transcript of the gene DNAJB5, whose product is annotated as DnaJ heat shock protein family (Hsp40) member B5. Gene Ontology annotation, molecular function: protein-folding chaperone binding. Gene Ontology annotation, cellular component: cytosol. The record is from RefSeq and is a predicted model, not a curated record. Lineage: Eukaryota; Metazoa; Chordata; Mammalia; Perissodactyla; Equidae.